Aphanomyces astaci is the source of this 1204-nucleotide messenger RNA. RefSeq lists its product as hypothetical. Lineage: Eukaryota; Oomycota; Saprolegniomycetes; Saprolegniales; Verrucalvaceae. Bases 42 to 1163 code for a protein of 373 amino acids. The record is from RefSeq and is a predicted model, not a curated record. The transcript is spliced from 2 exons.
GCAAUCUUUCCAUCCGCCAUCCAUCCCUCCAUCCGACCUUCAUGGGCUCCCUUUUGUCGACGAAUGAGGUCGUCGAAGGGGACUGCAACAUGAUGACCACACAAGAAAUCUCAGCGUUUUAUGCGAAUCUACACACGAAUGUCAGUGCCAAGUUUGUGAAAAAACAUCGAGUCAAGACGUCAGCAACGGCCGCGUCCGUGCAGGCGAUGCUCGUCCAGCAGACCCAUCCUUUGUUUGGCCCACCAACGGCGCCGCUAAUCCCAUUCGGCCGACUGUCUCGAGCUAAUUCCGUGGACUCGCUCCAUGCGGACACGUUGACGAGUGAGGAAGUGGCCGUGAAAGACUUGAACGCUCGGUGCGAUCACGACACCACUGCCUUGUUCGUCGCCAUCCAGGCCUUCCAGGCAUCCUGCUCAUCGCAAGACGAGUUCUGCCACGGUUUGUCUCAUUAUCGCCGCGCCGUGAAGCUAUGGAGCCAUCACCUGGCGACUUGCAAUGCCCAGUUGGACUCGAUUCCGAAGCUCUUGACGGCCAAAGCUGGUGUCGCCGCAGCCAAGUUCGCGUACCGCCACCCCACCAUGGACGCCCGGCUGUCCCAGCUGCAUGUGGCCAAGGUGCUGGAAGAGGGUACGCCCUUCUACGCCCGAGCGUUUAGCCAGCACAUGACGCUUCUAGCGAAGCAGCAGGCGUGGGACGAAAGUUUGCUGUGCAAAGGCACCCGCGACACGGCGCAGCCUAGUGCUUUUGUCGACCGAAGUGUGGUGGAAACGAUCUUUAAUUUGGUAGCGUUGGCUCCGUUUUUCGACGAGAACCUCGUGCUCGAAGCAGUGCAAUUGGCGGACUUGUUCCAGGUACAUCCAAAGCAGUUUUGGUGGACCGUCGUGCGUAGCUGUGUGACAACCAACCAGGGCGAGCUGCUGCUGUGGAUGAUGCCUGACAUGCCCAUUGUGUCAAGAAAGGAACACGUCCAAGCAUUCGUCGACGCCCAGCAGUUUGAAACUGCCAAGCGGAUCGCGGGGGAUGCCAAGGACCCUGCCGAACAAGCCAACCUGCUGGACGUCGUUCAACGAGCCGUUGUUGCCUCCACCCUGCAGCCAGACAUGGAACCCCCGCCAGUCCGUCCAAGGCAGGGUAGCGUUGCGAGUUAUGAUGGUAGCAUUUAGUAAUACUAUAAGUACUACUUAUACAUCACCACCACUCGGCA